Messenger RNA from Cygnus atratus (black swan), 1152 nucleotides. It is a transcript of the gene LPXN, whose product is annotated as leupaxin. The record is from RefSeq and is a predicted model, not a curated record. The coding region runs from base 1 to 1152 and encodes 383 amino acids. Gene Ontology annotation, biological process: cell-cell junction organization; positive regulation of substrate adhesion-dependent cell spreading; cell-cell adhesion. Lineage: Eukaryota; Metazoa; Chordata; Aves; Anseriformes; Anatidae. Gene Ontology annotation, cellular component: cell-cell junction; focal adhesion; cytoplasm. The transcript is spliced from 9 exons.
AUGGAGGAUUUGGAUGCUUUGCUGGCAGAGCUGGAGCAGAGCUCCCGGCCGGCCUCCACGGACUACACGCUGCUGGCGCCGAGCUCCGCGGAGCAGGACACAGCCCUGGCUGGGCCCUCGGCCCCCUGCAGCCAAAAGCCACGCGCCUCGGCAGCCCCAAAGGUGCAGCUGCCACCCCGGGCUCAGCCUCCACGCAAGGAUUUGGAGACUGUGUACAGCAGCCCCGUGCUGACCCCACAACCGCUGCCCCCCUCGCCCACACCCACGGCGGCUGCCCGGCAGUUGGAUGAGCUCCUGGCCGACCUGGGCCACAUGCAGAGCAAGCUGGCAGCGACGGGGCAGGGGGCCGGGGUGCCAGCAGGACCCGAGCCCUCCCUGGACCACAUGCUGGGCGGCCUCACGCGGGACCUGCAGGAGCUGGGCAUCACGGCCGCCCCCACCGGCAUCUGCGCCUCGUGCUGCAAGCCCAUCGCGGGCAAGGUGCUCACGGCCCUGGGCAAAGCCUGGCACCCCGAGCACUUCACCUGCGCCCGCUGCGGGCAGGAGCUGGGCGGGCAGCCCUUCUUCGAGCGGGGCGGGCAGGCGUACUGCGAGGAGGACUACCACCAGGCUUUCUCCCCGCGCUGCGCCUACUGCGCCGGCCCCAUCCGCGAGAAAGUCCUCACGGCCCUGGACCAGACCUGGCACCCCGAGCACUUCUUCUGCACCCACUGCGGGAAGGUUUUUGGGGACGAUGGUUUCCACGAGCGGAAGGGGAAGCCCUACUGCCGCCAGGACUUCCUGGCCCUCUUCGCCCCCAAGUGCCAGGGCUGUGAGCGGCCCUUGACGGACAACUACCUGUCGGCCCUGCAGGGCGUCUGGCACCCCGAGUGCUUCGUCUGCGCGGAUUGCCUGAGCGGCUUUGCCAGCGGCUCCUUCUUCGAGCUGGAGGGCCGGCCCUACUGCGAGACUCACUUCCACCAGCGGCAGGGCAGCGUGUGCCACGGCUGCGGGCGCCCCGUGACGGGCCGCUGCGUGACGGCCGCCGGGCGCAAGUACCACCCCGAGCACUUCAUCUGCGCCUACUGCCUGGGCCAGCUGCACAAAGGCUCCUUCCGCGAGCGCGGCGACAAGAUGUACUGCCAGGCCUGCCACGACAAGCUCUUCCUCUGA